Molecule: messenger RNA, 387 nt
Organism: Penicillium nucicola
Lineage: Eukaryota; Fungi; Ascomycota; Eurotiomycetes; Eurotiales; Aspergillaceae
Exons: 3
Source: RefSeq, a predicted model, not a curated record
AUGCUUGAGGCGUUUCGCGAAGCCCUUAGGUCACGCUUUGAUGUUGAUACACUAUCAACAGAGCCUCUGUUACGCUCUGUUAAUCUCCAAGGGCUUUUCAAUACACUUCUUCAGAUAACAGUACUAGAUAUGACACGCUUUGCUUACGAGGAAGCAUUAGAUUGCAUGGUUGCCUAUUACAAGGUUGCGCUGAAGCGUUUUGUUGACGACAUUGCGACUCAGGCGGUUAAAGUCAAGCUUCUGGGCGCAUUUCCCACACUCUUUACCCCCAUGUCUGUAUUUGGGAUGUCUAAAGACUUGGUCACUCAAAUAGCAGGGGAAUCUGACGAGAGCCGGUGUCUUCGACAGCAGCUGAACAAGAAAUCAUGGAUCCUCACGACGGGGUCA